Messenger RNA from Closterium sp. NIES-67, 1998 nucleotides. The record is from the annotation of a GenBank genome assembly. NCBI's taxonomy places the organism in Eukaryota, Viridiplantae, Streptophyta, Zygnematophyceae, Desmidiales, Closteriaceae.
GACCACUGACGAUAUCCAAGCUGCUGCCAAUCGCCACUCCUGAUUACAGUAUCAACUAGCAACCCGCCCUAUUGUGUCAGGCGAUUUUAGUCCAGGUAACGAAUCAACUCAGAAUGGCUAAGAAGCAUAAUAACAACUCUGCCUUGUUAUACUGGAGCCGAGUCUCAACGGAACCUGCCAGCAGUUCCAUUCCUAAGCCUUCAGAAUUCAACAGGCAGUCAGAUUCCACCUCAUCAAGCGGUCAAGGGUCAAGAGACUUUCAAGCAGCGUCGUCGCUUCCGUUUAAAUCAUCUACCGCAAUUUCGGUCGGUGAACGCAGCGGCGAAGCAAAUGUCGGUUCUUUCGCAACGCACUCAAGUCUUACUUCACGAAACGAUAGCAAGGCACAAACCGAAGGCUCAGAACGCGAGGGAGAACGCAAUGCGGACUCUGCCAGCGAAAUUCCGGCGGCUUUUGACGGAUUCCGUCAGCGGUUCAGUCAAUACAGCUCCCUGAGACCGAUAGUCGUUGUGGUGGGGUGGAUGCAGAGCACGCAGCGACAGCUAGCGGCGUACCUGCGGUUGAUCAACGAGUGCGGAUGGGAUGCACUGGCCUGCCACCCUCCGCUGCUGCACCUAUGGAUGCCUUGGAGAGCAGAAGCACUGGCAAGAGCUGUCAUGAGCGAACUGGAGAAGGAGCUUGCAGGUCAGCCUCGUCCAGUGGUCUUCCUGUCGUUUUCUGGAGGGUACAAGGCCUGCCAGUGGAAGAUCAUGGAGGCUCUUCUUUCAGCGCCUUUUCAUCAAAGGCAACCUUAUGACGGAGAUACAGCAGCAGCAAGUGCACUGACAUCGCCAGGAUUGGCCUCCGGAUUGGCGCACGUAAAUUCUACAUCACGCUCUCACAAAGUCUCCCCCUCCUCUUCCCACCACCGCUUCCUUGGGCUCCUCCGAGAGUGUUUCGCUGGCCAAAUCUUUGACUCAUCGCCUGUUGACUUCACAUCUGACCUCGGCGUCAGAUUCCUCUCCCAACAACCCGCCACCCCUCAACCAACUUCCACCUCCCAACACCCUGCCUCCCCCCAACAACCUGCCACCUCCCAACAACCUGCCACCCCUCUGCCAACUUCCACCUCCCAACAACCCGCCACCAAAGCCAGUGCUCCCUCUACCCUGAGUGAUACCCCUGUUGCCGCUCCUGCACCCACUGCCGCCCCUGCCGCCCCUGCCGCCCCUGCUGCUAUCAGCCCACCCAGCACCCUGCGCCGUACCUUGGUUCGCUCGGCUGCCACGGCGCUCGACUGGCUGCUGCUUCCCGAGUUUGAGAGGCAGCGAGCAGCGCAAUGGCAGUCUCUCCUCCACUCCUCGGUCCUAGCCCCCGUGCUCCUCCUUUGCAGCACGGACGACCAGCUAGCUCCCAUUGCUUUCAUUCGAAAGUAUGCAGGAGAGGCGGAGGCACGAGGAGCGACGGUGAAGGCAGUGGAAUGGAGCACAUCCGAGCACGUGGGUCACCUGCGGCACCACAGGCGGGAGUACACAGCAGCCCUGCACGCCUUCCUGGAAAGAGCUCUGCUCCUCUGGAAGCAACGGCAGGCCAGCAGCCGUGGUGGCGGUGCUGGAAGUGAUGGUGGCGCAGCCGUGGCUCCCAGGUCCAGGCUGUGAUUCCGUUUUGGCUGAUCUCGCCUUUGCAGGCAGGAGUACACAGCAGCCCUGCUCGCCUUCCUGGAAAGAGCUCUAUUCCUUUGGGAGCAACAGCAGGCCAGCAGCCGUGGUUCCAGUGGUGGGGUCUGUAGCAGAGAUAGCAGCAGCAGCAGCAGCAGCAGCAGCAGCAGCAGCACCAGGAGCAGUGACUCAAGAGCCAAUGGAAACUGUGCUUGUGGUGCAGCAAAAGUUGCCCCCAGGUCCAGGCUGUGAUGUGAUUUAAUCAUUAAUCAUUCAACUGAGGCUCCUCACGCAUGCAGCAUGCUGAGGCAGCUCCUCCUGGCACUUUCAAUGUACCAGCUUACGGUACUUGCAAUGCAAU